Messenger RNA from Patella vulgata (common limpet), 7448 nucleotides. RefSeq names its product serine/threonine-protein kinase 10. The transcript is spliced from 21 exons. Gene Ontology annotation, molecular function: protein serine/threonine kinase activity; ATP binding. The record is from RefSeq and is a predicted model, not a curated record. Gene Ontology annotation, biological process: protein phosphorylation. Bases 235 to 3714 code for a protein of 1159 amino acids. Lineage: Eukaryota; Metazoa; Mollusca; Gastropoda; Patellidae.
AUCAAGAUGGCGGAAUAUGCUGUGUUUUUGUUGAGAAAGUAUGAGUAAUAUUAAAACGGAUUUAUACUACUUCGCCUUGCAGUUACAUCUGAUAUGGUAACAUCUAGUUAACAGACGUUUCUGUUAUCGUGUUCUUUCCGAAAUCUAUCAUAUCAUUUUGCAUAAUUAGCCCGCUUGAAUGACUUGAAUUUGAAAGAACAAACCAGUUUUUUUAGUGCCAUUCGAUUCGUAGUCAUGUCAUUUCUUAGCAGUGUCAAGAGAUUCUUCCGUAUUACGGAGGACGUGAAGAAAAAAGAUAUCUGGAGUGUGAAUAUCAAGAGAGACGAAGAUCCUCUAGCGAUAUGGACUAUAACAGGCGAGCUUGGCGAUGGCGCCUUUGGAAAAGUAUACAAGGCUGAGCACAAAGAAACAAACCUGCUUGCUGCCUUAAAACAAGUAGAAAUAAAAUCGGAAGAAGAUUUAGAAGAUUUUAUUGUGGAGAUAAAUAUUUUAGCUGAAUGUAAACAUCACAAUGUUGUCGGUCUACAUGAAGCAUUUUACCAUAAUGGUACACUAUCGAUGUUUAUUGAGUUUUGUGAAGGAGGAGCAUUGGACAGUAUCAUGGUGGACUUAGAGAAGCCAUUGUCGGAAGAUCAGAUACGAUUUGUGUGUCAUGAGAUGUGUGAAGGGCUGUCAUACUUACACGAAAAGAAGGUUAUACAUCGUGAUCUGAAAGCUGGAAAUGUUUUGCUUACCAUCGAUGGUGAUGUUAAACUAGCCGAUUUUGGUGUCUCUGCUAAGAAUACUAAGACUCAUCAAAGACGAGAUACAUUCAUAGGAACACCAUACUGGAUGGCACCGGAGGUUAUACUAUGUGAAACUUUAAAAGAUACACCAUAUGAUUAUAAAGCAGACAUUUGGUCAUUGGGUAUUACCUUGAUAGAGUUUGCUCAGAUGGAACCUCCUAAUAAUGAUAUGCAUCCAAUGAGAGUCCUUAUCAAAAUACAGAAAUCAGAACCCCCAAAAUUAGAUGCUCCUUCUAGAUGGUCUCCAAUGUUCAGUGAUUUUAUAGGUAAAUGUUUAGUAAAAGAUCCAGAACAGAGGCCAACAGCUAAAGAAUUAUUAGAGCAUAAAUUUAUAAAAGAUUUUACAAACAAGAAACCUUUGAAAGAUUUAAUCAAUGAAGCAAAGGCUGAAGUUGUAGAAGAAGUACAUGAUUUAUCAGAUGAUGAAGAUAUUCAAGAAAUCAGACGCCGAUUGAGUGAUACUGAUACCGAUAUGGACAGUAUUUCUAACUAUAGUGUUGAUUCCAAGAAAGACAAAGAAAAGAGUCAAGAAAAGGAAAUUAAGAAACCUGCUGAAUCAAAAGAAGCAGAUAAAGAAAAAUCUGAUGUCAAACCAGCCGAGAGACCAGACUCAAAGGAAGGAAAGAAACCCCAUUCACCUAAGAAAACUCCUGCCCCUGAGCCCCCUGUUGCUGCAGGUCUACCUGUGGCUGCAGGAACAGCAGUUAAAGUGGAAGAGAAAGACGAUAAUGACAGAUCAUCUGAUGAAGGACUGGGUCCUAGUGGUGAUGAACGAUCAGAAGGCAGUCAGAAUGACAGUCCGGCUAAAACACAAGAAGUUGAUAGAGAUGUCGAUGUGGUAGAAAUUCCACCGGUUAAAGCGAAGACGCCAGAGAAAGAGAAAGAUGAUAAACAUAAUGAAGCUGUUAUUGUUUCUGAAGAUAUUCUUGAAGGCAUAAUUUUAGAUGUUAUCACGUCUACUUCUGUCGCUCCAUCUGUACCUGGCGUUGUCCUCGACACGGUCCAAGAUUUGUUAACAAAUACGAAUGAAGACGAGGAAGACGAAGAUAAUAACGAUUCACCGCGGGUUACAGAUAUUAUAGCUAGUAUAGAGAAUAAUGCACCUGAAGGGUUUGAGGUUCAGGAGGUCAAGGUCAAUGUAGAAGAAGAUAGAAAAUCUGGCAGCAUAACACCUGAUCGAGACCAAGCACCUGUUAUUACAUUUCAUAAUCAACCUGUACCUAAUACUGGCGCUAUCGUUAUUAACGGUCACGCUACAGCCGUUAAAGACACCACAGUUAAUAAACCUAGUGUGGACAGUCCUAAACGGCAAAUCGCUAUUCCACAAACUGAUCUAGACACAUUUGAGACUAGAUUAACAAGUGAAAAUGGUUCAUCUCAGGACGUUUCUCUAGAUGUGUCGAACCCCGAUGACGAUAUAUCUGAUAAACGAUCUGACUCAGGUAGUGUUAAUACAAUAGAUAGUGUAGAAAAGGAGGAGCCUAAAGCUAAAGUGGUGCCAUCUGCUGAUGUAGUACAGAGGAGAACAAAACGUCAAUUAAAGCCUAAAAAUGAUAAUAAGAGUGAUUAUCGUACAAUGACCAAAACCAGGAAAUUUAUAAAAGAUGGUAAAAUGGUGACAAGUACAACAACUAAAGUGGUAGCUUCGGGUCAAGAAAAUAGAGUAAAGGAAGUGCAUGAUUUAAGAAAACAGGAUUUACGGGAGUUGAAGCUAUUACAGAAACAGGAGAACAAACAGUACCAAGAUUUACUCUAUAAGACCCAUGUUGCUCGAGAUGCCCAAGAACGCAAGUUUGAAACCGAAAUGCAGCAAAUGGUUAAGAGUUAUGACCAAGAUAUGGAAACUCUUACAAAACAGCAGAAACAACAAGUGGAAAAAGCUGAACUCUCACAACAGCAAGACAUGAAAAAUGCUGCCAGGAAAAUCAAAAGUGAACAGGAAAGAGAAACAAAGAUGUUUAAAGAACAGCAGAAGCAAGAACUGAAAUUAUUUAAACAUGAAUUAGACAUGCUGCCGAAAGACACAAAGAAAGAAGUGAUUAAAAAACGUAGAGAGGCUAAAGAAAUAGAACUUACAGACAAGGAAAGAAAUUUCUUAGAGAAUCAACAGGAAAGAAUGGAUAAGCAUAUGAAACAGUUAGCUGAUCAACAUAGACAGAAGAUAGCCUUGUUAGAAAGUCAGUUCUUACAACAAAAACAACAAUUACUUCGAGCAAGAGAAGCUGCUCUAUGGGAGUUAGAAAAGGAGCAACUUCAUGAAAAAAAUCAAUUAAACAAAGGUCAACUCAAGGACAUGUUCUUCUUAAAGAGACACCAGAUGUUAACACGUCAUCAAAAGGAAAUAGACCAGAUGAAGCGCUAUAAUAGCAUGAAGGAAGAAGAAAUGCUGAAUAAACAUCACUUGGAGAAAAAACGCUUGCCAAAAAUAUUACGAAAUGAGGCAAAGACGCGAGCUCAGAUGUUUAAACAGAGUUUAAGAUUAAGUGUUAUAGGAACACCUGAAGAUGAUAAAAUGAAAAUCAAACAGUUCGAAGAAAAUGAGAAGAAAAGAAUCAAGGCUGAACAACAGAGACAAGACAUGAAACAUAAAAAACAGUGGGACGAAUUGGUAUUUAGAAAUGAAAAUUCUCAAAGAGAACUAGAACAGCUACAGGCUGAAAAACGUAAAAUGUUAAUGGAACAGGAAACAGCCAAGAUAAAAGAAAUAGAAGAUGGCUACCAACAUGAACUCCGAGAAUGGAAGAGUCAGUUAGUUCCACGAAAACAGGAUUUAGAAGAUAAAUUUGCUAAACAGAGAGAAGAGCAAGAAAAAUUUUACGGUUCCAUGUCAAGUGAUGGGGAGUCUUCCCUUCCCUAUCCUCGUUCUUUACAAGGUACAACACGAAGUAAAGAAGAUUCAAUAAAAUCACGUCACUCUACAGUUAUAUAAUAAUAUUAACAUUGUUUGCUCUCGUGUAUAUAGACUAAAAAUACGACAUAACAUUGUUCAUGUUUCUCACACUGGAAUAUUGAAAUUAUCACGGAUGGACAAAAAUGGACUUAGUCGUCUGACAAAGUGUGUUUAGAGAUAAGUUUACUGGGUGUCGUUCACAAUUCUUUUCCAUAAAUAGACAGAUAAUUUAUGUGAUUUUAACAGUUUGAUUGUGAUUUUAAGUCCGGCAAAUGUUCCAGAUUGCAGAAUCAAAUUGGACCUUUCGUAAACAGAAUGUAGAGUGAUGUGCUAUUUUUACAAAGGGAGGCAACUCUUAUAGAGGAUGUGAGAUGAAUUUUGCUUUUGUAAGCAGUAUUGUGUAAAGCUAUGAUGAGUGAAUAGUUUUAUAUAUAUAAAAUAUAUAUAUAGGACAAUGAUUGUGAGUGAUGAAUGUAAUCAUGCUCCAAGACUAUCAAACAUUCUUCUGCCAAAAUAAGAAAUUUUCUUACAAGACAGUGUCAUAAUUAUUUUAAAAUUUGCCUGAAAAGGUAUAUUGUGCAAAUUGUUUUAGGUAUCACUGGCCCACAUUCUCCUGAACUGUGAAAUGUUUUACAAUUUCAAACUAUUAUGUAACCUUGUAAUAAGAAAGGGGAUCUUUAGAGAUUAUUUGGGGUGGUCUAAUAAAUGGAUAUUGAAAGAUAUAAGAAUAAAGAAAUAUUUAUUAAUUGAGGAUGUGGGUUUUGGAGUUGAGUAAAUUGUUUAAUUUUGCAUCAGAAUUGUUUGUGUCUUUGGAGCUUGAAUUAAAAAAAUAUAUAUAUAUAAUUAUAAGAUAUAUUAUAUUAAAUAUAUGUGUAUAAAUACAUAAGAUUAAACCCAAGCAUAAAAUAAGUAAUGUUUUGUAUAGUAAUAUGUUCCAGGAUAUAUGAAUAAAGGUGCUGAUCAUAUCUCUUAUUAUCUGUGUAUAAAACAUAGGUAGUUUAUAUGUAAUCACCUUUAUUAGAUAUCAAUAUUCACUGCUGAUUGUUAAGCAGGCUUUGGAUCAGUUUCUUGGAGAAUCGCAUCCCAAAAUAUAUUUUUGUGAAUGGGGGGGGGGGCAUUGAUCGCUCUUAGAUAUGAAAACUCAAGCAGAAUUAUAUUGUUUUCCUAAAGAUGACAUAAGGUGUUUAGGUCUUUAUAGCAAGAAUUUAUGAUCGAUAAUAAAGCUGAUUACAUAUAAUUUAGAAAUGAUUUUAUUUUGUAUUUCUGUAUUUUAGAUACAAUUGUGUUUCUUUCUUAUGAUGAAUUUAGUUGCUUCUCAGACAUUUUAUUUCAUUUUCUAGAAAACAAGAUUCUGGUAUGGUAUGAUAUAUCUGAAAAAAACAAAUAAUAAAUCAAAAAAUAGUUUUAAAACUUUCUCAAGAUCUCUUAAGUUAAAUUUGUUGGAUAUGCGAUUGCAGUCCACAAAUAGAUUCAUGUUUUUUAUUUUGUUGGAUACAUGCAAUUGAAAACAAAAAGAUUAAUUAAUUAUUCUUAUGUUGUUGGAUAUGCGAUUCCAGUCUACAAAAAGAUUAUUUAUAUGUUGUUGGAUAUGCGAUUGCAGUCUACAAAAAGAUUAAUUAAAUAUUCUUAUUUUGUUGGAUAUGUGAUUGCAGUCUACAAAAAGAUUAAUUAUUUCUGUUUCUCGGAGAUAACUCUUUAUUAUAUGAACUAAUUGGAACAUACGUUGAAGCAUUAUAUUAUAAUUCUAGUUAGCUUGAAAACCGUUAAUAUACUCCUCGAAAUAUAUUUCUGUUUACUGUGAUAACAGCCGUACAUAUUAAUGCAUUUUAAACUAUAUAGUUAUAUUAAGCUUAUUGUAUAUUAGGCCAUAGUUUAUUUAUCUCUGUAUUUCGUUCCUAUUUUUUUUUUGUUUUAUAUGGCUAAUUUCUACCACAUUCUUCUUUUAUUGAUUGAUAAUUAAUUUUGUUCUUCCUAUUUGUUAAGAAUAAUAUAUAUGAAACACAUUUCUUAUGAAUGAUUGUUAGUUGGUUGGAAGGAAAGUGUUUGCACAUUUCUUAAGGGGAUUAUUAACUAGAAGCAUGAUUUGCUAUGAGAUAAGGUUGCUUUCUGUAUAACAAUACAAGUUUUGAUAAUGGAAGGGAAGUGUAUUAUAGUGAAAAUCUUGUGUGUUUGGUUGGUCUAAAAUGCUCUUUUUCUUACCGGUCGUUUAGAUUAGGUACUGAAUGAUGAUAUCCCCAACCCUGCGAGUUUUCACAAUGGACAUCAACACCUGUGUUAUAGUGAAGAUCUAGUGUAUUUUAUAAAAUGCUCUUUCUGCCCUCCUGUCAUUUAGUUUCGGAAUGAUUGAGUCCCUAACCCUAACCCUGGAAUUUCAUUGUUCCAGAGUCCAGAGGGGAUGGAAGGCACACAGUGGAGGGCAGGAAGCCUGUUUACAACCUUGUCUUGAUGCUUUAUAAAGGCAUUCAAUUCCUCCAUGAUGUGCAAACAAACUGAGCAAGUUUUAUAAGAUAUAAAUGUGUAGAUCAUGUAUAUAUAUAAUAAAUGGUUGUAAUUGUAUUUAAUGUUUAAUAUAUCAUAUAUUGUAUAUGACAGGGUUUUCACAGCCAGGUAAACUUAUCCUAUUUGAAAUUGUUGCUGUGUUAUUUUGGGGAUAAUUUAUGAAGCCUAUGUAAAUUAUUAGGAAAUAAUAAUUAAUAUAUAGAUCCAGUUGAAACAUAUGACCAGUGAAGGUUGAAAUAUUAUUAUAAUUAACCUCAUGAUCUAGACAUUUUGAUUCUCGAUCUGUCUAAUUAGCCAUAGUAUUAACAUUAAGUGAAAGAAUUUGCGACAAUCGACUUGCAUACUUUCUAGUUUUUUACUAGAAUGUUUUUUGAAAAUAAAUACAUGUCGAUUAGAGGUUUAGUUCUUUUUAUUAAGAGAGGAAAUCUACUUAAGGUAUUAAUAAGGACAAUUCAACUUAAUCUUAAAGUAGGCCAUUUUUGUGAUCAUUAGAGGUGAACCUGGAAUGUUUCUAUGCAUUAGAAAGUGCUGCUAGACAUUCUUCUUUUGUCUUUCGACAUCUACACAAUUAAUACAAGUAUAGAUAGCUCUACAUAGGUUAGUUGUAUUAAUCUAUUCAUUUUAGAGCUAUUCUAUGUAAUGUAAAAUAUUUUCUUUAAUAUCAGUUUUUACUGGGGGGUGCAAUGAUACAAGUACAAUAUUAAUAUGUAGAAUUCUUAACAGAAGGUUCGAUCACCUCAGCCCAAAUAAGGGCAGUUGUAAACUAUAAUUAUAGUAAGGCAGUUUAGGAGCAGAUUUUAUAUGGAUGUGAAUGUUCUGGAAUAUUUGCAUCAACUUGCUAAGCUGCUUAACUGUGAUUGCCUUAAAAGGAUAAAAAGGAUUGAUUUUGGGUUUGAUUAUCUUGUGUAAUAAAUCCUUAAAUGUUUGCACUGGUUUGCAGAUUGCCUGGAAUGUCUUUUCGAUUAUUUUCGUGUUUAGAAUAUAAAUAAUGAAUAGCUAAAAAGAUAUUUACUAGAUGUUUUUGUAUCAUUGCACUUCUGAUCUUUAAUAUUCGUGUGAAUAAUCAAAUUGUUUUUCCAAUGUUGUACAUUUUUCUUUCACAGAUAAUUGAAUUGUAAUAAUAUGAAAGUAAUAUCAGGGCCAAUUACCUAGUUUUAGAAGGCGUUUUUUUUUUUUUUUGAAGGCCUAUUUGUAUAUAUUUGGCAAGUUUCCAUGUGUGGAAAUACACUAACUAUAUAGUAUAUUAAAGUGUAUAAAUUUAUACAUCAAAUUUU